Messenger RNA from Candida dubliniensis CD36, 1182 nucleotides. RefSeq names its product mRNA splicing protein (gene PRP42). The transcript has a single exon. Gene Ontology annotation, molecular function: protein binding. The record is from RefSeq and is a predicted model, not a curated record. Lineage: Eukaryota; Fungi; Ascomycota; Pichiomycetes; Serinales; Debaryomycetaceae. Gene Ontology annotation, cellular component: U2-type prespliceosome; U1 snRNP; commitment complex. Gene Ontology annotation, biological process: RNA processing; mRNA 5'-splice site recognition. The coding region runs from base 1 to 1182 and encodes 393 amino acids.
AUGUCACUAAUAAACAAGCAGUGGUCAAGAAUAUCGACAGAAUUAAUCCAGGACCCUCAAAAUCUUGAACUUUGGCAAAGUUUAAUCGAAGCAGCUGAAUGGAAUGAAAAACGAGGCAUUAACAAAUCAACCAGCGAAGAAGAAUUGAACAUUUUAAGAACCACCUAUAAUUCAUUUUUAGAGAAAUUUCCAUUUCAAUUUAAAUACUGGAUUCGAUACGCCGAGUGGGAAUUUAAAUUGGGAAACACGUCCACUGCCGAACAAAUUUACUUAAGGGGGUUGAGUACCCAAUUAAGCCACUGUAUUGAAUUAUGGAUCUCCUAUUUAAACUUCAAAAUCAAUACAAUUAACGAUAAUAUUUUAGAAAUUUUACAAAAAUUUGAAAUUGCACGAAGUUUGAUCGGGUUCCAUUUCUUUGGAUUUGAAUUUUAUGAAUUAUAUUUGUCGUUCUUGGACAAUUAUAAAAAUGAUAGCAAUGAAUUUGAAAAGAAAUAUUAUAUUUUAUUAAGAAUCAUACUUGAGAUACCUAUUUAUCAUUAUGGGAUUUUCUACAAGAAAUGGUUUGAUCUAAUAGAUAAAUUGUUGAAAGAUGAAAAACUAGCUAGGCAAAUUGUACGCUAUAUUGCCCCUGCUAAUGAAAUUGCCACUCUUGAAUCGAAAAAGAACACCUCGAUCUUUAUUGAAUUGAAAAAACGAUUCACCGAUGCUUACAUAGCAACACAAUAUCAUAGUUUCGAAUUAUACGAGUUUGAAAAAAAAUUGCUACCCAAGAAUAAUAAGAAUACUCAACAGGAUAAUGAUUUGAGGUCACGACAAGAACUUGAUGCCUGGAUGAGUUAUAUUGAAUAUCUUGAAAUUAAGCAAUACCCAACCAAAUUUAUCGAAUUAGUAUAUUACAGAUUCUUAUACAAUGCCAGGAACUAUCCACAAACUUGGAGUAAAUUUGCUGAUUAUUACAUAUAUCAUGGAAAAUUUAACAAAGCCAAAAAAAUCCUAACCGAUGGGAUCAAAUUUGUUGAUGAUUAUAAAUUAUUAAUAAAACUAGUUGAUCUUGAAAUCUUCUUGAAAAACUAUCAACGAGCCAUAAACUUAUUGAUAAGUUAUAUUCAGUACAGUUCUAAUGUUCCAAUUCCAAUACGUGAUAAAGUCCAUCAAGUUAAACAACUAAUUGGUCAAGAAUAA